Molecule: messenger RNA, 1914 nt
Organism: Penicillium argentinense
Lineage: Eukaryota; Fungi; Ascomycota; Eurotiomycetes; Eurotiales; Aspergillaceae
Product: 2-isopropylmalate synthase
Exons: 4
Coding region: 1-1914 (637 amino acids)
Biological process (GO): L-leucine biosynthetic process
Cellular component (GO): mitochondrion
Molecular function (GO): 2-isopropylmalate synthase activity
Source: RefSeq, a predicted model, not a curated record
AUGCCGAUGCUCAAGGAUCCCUCCACAAAAUACAAGCCGUUUAAGCCGCUGAACCUGCCCAAUCGCCAAUGGCCUAAUAAGACUAUCGAGCGGGCCCCACGGUGGAUGGCCACCGACCUCCGAGAUGGCAACCAGAGUCUUCCCGACCCAAUGGAUGGCGACCAAAAACUCCGCUUCUUCAAGAUGCUCGUCGAUAUCGGUUACAAGGAGAUCGAAGUCUCAUUUCCCUCCGCCUCUCAAGUCGACUUCGACUUUACCCGUCGCCUGGUCGAGGAGCCCGGUCUGACUCCCGACGAUGUCUGGCUCCAAGUUCUCGCCCCCUGCCGCGAGGAGCUCAUCCGUCGUACCGUCGAGUCUCUGCGCGGCGCCAAGAAGGCUAUCCUGCACAUCUACCUCGCCACCAGCCCGUGUUUCCGUCGCAUUGUCUUCAACAUGAACAAGGAGGAGAGUCUGAAGCGUGCUGUGGAGUGCACCAAGUUUGCCCGCUCGAUUACCAAGGACGACCCGUCGAUGGCCGGCACAGAAUGGCAGUUCGAGUUCUCCCCCGAGACCUUCUCCGAUACCGAGCCCGACUUCGCCGUAGAGGUCUGCGAGGCUGUGAAGGCCGCCUGGGAGCCCUCAGUCGAGAACCCCAUUAUCUUCAACCUGCCCGCCACCGUCGAAAUGUCGACCCCCAAUAUCUACGCUGACCAGAUCGAAUACUUCUGCACCCACAUGACCGAGCGUGAGAAGUUUGUUGUCUCCCUGCACCCGCACAACGACCGUGGCUGCGCCGUUGCUGCUGCCGAGCUGGCACAGAUGGCCGGUGCUCAGCGUGUUGAGGGAACUGUUCUGGGUGAUGGAGAGCGUACUGGAAAUGUCGAUCUGAUGAUUCUUGCUCUGAACCUCUACACACAAGGCGUCUCACCGAACGUCGACUAUUCCGACAUCAACUCCGUGAUCAGGGUCGUGGAGGAAUGCACCAAGAUCCCCGUCCCCGAGCGUUGGCCAUAUGCCGGUGCCCUGGUCACCAGUGCCUUCUCUGGCAGUCACCAGGACGCUAUCAAGAAGGGUUUCGCUCUGCGCGAGAACGCCAAGGCCACCGACAACGACGAGUUUAUCAUUCCCUAUCUGCCCCUGGACCCCCAGGAUAUUGGACGUACAUAUGAGAGUGUUAUCCGAGUCAACAGCCAGAGUGGAAAGGGUGGUGCCGCCUGGGUUAUUCUGCGCAGUCUGGAGCUGGAUCUCCCGCGCGCCCUGCAGAUCGAGUUCAGCAAGAUCGUGCAAACAGAAACCGAAAAGGCCAACCGCGAAUUGCGUCCGGCCGAGAUUGUCGCCCUCUUCGAGGACUCCUACCACCUCAAGUCGAACCCGCGGUUCAACCUCAUUGACUACAACAUUACCACCGACCGCUCGCAGUCCCCUGCUCCUCCUGAGCCCGGCAAGGCUCUGAACACCAAGAACCUGAAGCGUCGUUUUACCGGUAUCGUCGAGAUCGACAACGUCCAGCACGCCAUCACCGGUGUGGCUGCUGGUGCCAUCUCCUCGCUGGCCGCGGCCCUGUCCACUCUGGGCAUCGACCUCGAUGUCGUCGACUACAAGGAGCACUCUAUUGGUCUGGGUCGUGAGACCAAGGCUGCCACAUAUAUCCAGUGCACCGCCUCUGGCAGCAAGGAACAAGUCUGGGGUGUUGGUCUGCACCAGGAUGUGGUCCAGGCUUCCCUGAUUGCGCUGCUCAGCGCUGCCAGCUCGUUCCUGGCCUCGAGCUCCGGCUCUCCGGCUCCCUUCCGCCCCAUUCGCUCUAAUACUCUCACCAACGAGGACCUCCAGGCUCUCGAGCAGCUGACCGGCUCACCUGAAGCGCCUGUCGCCAACGGCGGCCUCGGCCCCAAGGUCAACAUUGAGCAGCUGACCAAGCAGGCUGAAGCCCAGUAA